This is a messenger RNA of Solanum tuberosum (potato), 894 nucleotides long. RefSeq names its product B3 domain-containing protein At3g06220-like. Lineage: Eukaryota; Viridiplantae; Streptophyta; Magnoliopsida; Solanales; Solanaceae. Bases 1 to 894 code for a protein of 297 amino acids. Gene Ontology annotation, molecular function: DNA binding. The transcript has 5 exons. The record is from RefSeq and is a predicted model, not a curated record.
AUGGAAAAGGGCUUCUUCAAGGUUUUCAUCCCUGAAAUCAGUGCAAAGCGACUGAAACUUCCCACAGGUUAUACCGAUUACAAAAAUGGAAUAUUACCAAGAAACAUUUUCCUUAGGGAUCAGUUUGAAAAUAUGUGGCGUAUAGGAGUAACCAAAUCAGGAAAAGAUAUUUAUUUUGAAUAUGGAUGGGAAAAAUUCAUCAAGGACAACAUCGUAGAGCUUGGAGACUUCUUUAUUUUUGACUAUGAUGGAACUAGAAUUUUUGACUUCAAACUACUUGGAAGAAAUGGAUGUGUAAAGAAAGGAGAUGGGGGUUUAAAACAUGUUGUGAAGAAGGAGGAAGCAGAGGAAAUAAAUGUUAAACAUCAAAAGAGUGUGGAGCCAAAAGUGAAUACUAGGGCUAGAGAUAGCAAGAAUAUUUCUUCUUCUAAUGUUAGGGAUGGGAAUAACAUGGCAGGAGAAAAAGAUGAUGAAGAAAAGGAAUCUAAAUGCAAAAGUAUGACUGCUGGUAAGGUGAAUAAUCCCCACGACCAAUUUGCUACAGAUAUAUUUAGAAGUGGACGUGCAACUAAGCCAAAAAAUCCUUACUUUGUAACAAAAAUACGUCCAGAUAGGAGAAAUCAUCUGUACGUUCCGGCUGAUAUGGUGAGAGAUUACCAACUUGAACUUCCUUCAAGCAUGACAAUUCGUGACUCUGCUGGCAGAGAAUUUGAGGCAAAACUCAAGAUUUGGCAGGACGGUAGAAUAUGGCUAAUUGGCGGGUGGCACAGUUUAUGUAAUCAUCUUGGACUUGACUUUGAAAUAAACUUCACUCAAAAAUGGCCUGACGCAGUGCGCCAAGUAGUGCCCUUGAUAGGGCGCACAGUGUGCCAAGCAGUGCGCCAACCUGGUUAA